AACAAAGUGAAAGGACUUUUACUCUGGCGAAACACUGCGAGCAACAGGAACGGGCAAGACUAAACAACAUUCAGAAAUCCAGUACAAACAACAGUUUGUUCAACGGGAAAAAGGAGAAGAGAGAAAAAUGAACCAAUACCAGAUCCAGGAAUUUGAUCCAUUCGAACCAAUUGAAGGAAAACACUACUUCAUAACUGAGACGGUCAAGUCAUGCUUUUUGCGGAAGCAGAUUUCAGAUCAUUUCCAAAAGCAUAGGCCUGAUUUGAAGGAGGUGCACAGUGUGGACGACUGUAAUGUGAUUCUGGUUUUCUGCCACAUUGUUUCACGUGCAGGAACUGACAUUGAUGCUGCACUGAAUAAACUUAAUACAAUGUCAGCAUCCACACCAGCUAUUUUCAUGGUGUUUCAUCACACGUUUGACCCUUAUAAAAUUGUACCAGACAGCAGCAGACAUGUGACCAGGAGAAAUACACUCACAGUAGACUGUCUUUUCUAUGAAGAUGUGGGAUUGUUGACAUGUGACAUGAAUGAGAAGGCACUGACCAAAAUUGUUCAGUGUUUCAAAUAUCAGGAACGUUACAUUGAAAACCUCCAAGAGAAUAAAUGGUACAUCUCCCUUUUCAACAUGCUGCUUAAUGGUUGCUAUUGGAUAUGUGGCAUUUUGAAGCGUUUCAAAAACGCAGUUUGCUGCUAUAACAAUGAAAGAAGCAGACUGAUAGAUGAAGUUUAAGGAAGAAAUGUCUAGAAAGUAAGAAUAAAAACCUAAAGCAUGAACAAGAACCACCUGAAGACUCCCUGUAAUGAGAACACCUCUGAAGACAUGACGCCAAGCCUUGAGAGGACUUCAGAUGAUGCCACCUCCGAAUAAACACACAGAACUACCAAAUUGUCACUGCGGUCAGGCCAGCCUCCACUCAGAAAAACACUGUCAUUCUAGCCGCCACUUUAUUUUGAGGUGUGCGCAUAUACUACGCGUUAAGGUAAUAGCGUGCAGAAACCUACAUCAAUGGAAAAGCGAUCUUUAGCUUUCAUUUAUUGAGCCAGUUACUCUGUCAGUGUUGAAUGAUAACAAAUGUUGCUCAAAUGUUGGGUAAUAUUCAAUGUAGAAUUUCCAAAUAAUACAAAAAUAAAUGAUGAGAAACAACAAAAUAAAAGACUUUCAUAAACGUGCAAAUAACCGUUUUUAUAUGUAAAUUCACAUUAUUAUCAUUAUAAAUAAAACUCCCUGUUUCCACAAAAUGUUUCACUUUAAAUUAGACUUAAAAAAAAAAAAUAGGAAAAAAAAAGGUCCCAAUGUCAGGAUUAUCUAACGUAGCACUAAAUAAUAAAAGCCAUCCAAAAACUCAUAUAUAACUAGUUUGUCUUUGUUUUGAAGAGCUCUAAAAAAAGUCUGUGAUUGCACAAACCAGUUUCAAUUCAGAUUGACAGUACAACACCCCAGUGAGUGCCUCAGCCAGUUUCAGGACUAUCUGAUGUGGCAUUACAUAAUAAAAGCCCUCCAAAAACUCAUAAAUUACCAGUUUUGUCUUCAGUUUUGGAUAGCUCUAAAAAAGGAACUCUGUGAUUGCACAAACCAGUUUCAAUUCAGAUUGACAGUCCAACACCCCAGUGUGUCCCUCAGCCAGUUUCAGGACUAUCUGAUGUAGCAUUACAUAAUAAAAGGUCUCUAAAAUCUCAUAUAUGACCAGUUUUCUCUUUAAUUUUGGAUAGCUCUAAAAAAGGAACUCUGUGAUUGCACAAACCAGUUUCAAUUCAGAUUGACAGUCCAACACCCCAGUGUGUCACCCAGCCAGUUUCAGGACUAUCUGAUGUAGCAUUACAUAAUAAAAGGUCUCUAAAAUCUCAUAUAUGACCAGUUUUGUCUUUGAUUUUGAAGAGCUCUAAAAAAGGAACUCUGUGAUUGAACAAACCAGUUUCAAUUCAGAUUGACAGUACAACAGCCCAGUGUGUCCCUCAACCAGUUUCAGGACUAUCUGAUGUGGCAUUACAUAAUAAAAGCCCUCCAAAACUCAUAUAUGACCAGUUUUGUCUUUAAUUUUGGAUAGCUCUAAAAAAGGAACUCUGUGAUUGCACAGACCAGUUCCAAUUCAGAUUGACAGUCCACCAUCCCACUGUGUCCUUCAGCCAGUUUCAGGACUAUCUGAUUUAGCAUUACAUAAUAAAAGCCUUCCAAAAACUCAUAAAUUACCAGUUUUGUCUUUGAUUUUGGAUAGCUCU
Labeo rohita (rohu) is the source of this 2217-nucleotide messenger RNA. RefSeq lists its product as uncharacterized. The record is from RefSeq and is a predicted model, not a curated record. NCBI's taxonomy places the organism in Eukaryota, Metazoa, Chordata, Actinopteri, Cypriniformes, Cyprinidae. The transcript is spliced from 7 exons. The coding region runs from base 128 to 730 and encodes 200 amino acids.